This is a messenger RNA of Oryza sativa Japonica Group (Japanese rice), 613 nucleotides long. Its product is annotated as mitochondrial import receptor subunit TOM9-2. Gene Ontology annotation, cellular component: mitochondrial outer membrane. Gene Ontology annotation, biological process: intracellular protein transport. NCBI's taxonomy places the organism in Eukaryota, Viridiplantae, Streptophyta, Magnoliopsida, Poales, Poaceae. The record is from RefSeq and is a predicted model, not a curated record.
AAGGCCUCCACCCUCCAUCGGAUCGGAAAGGAAACCCUAAGCGAAGCGGAGGAGAGAAAGCAAUGGCAUCCCUGAGCAAGCGCGGCGGCGGCGGCGGCGAGGGGGAGGGCAUCCUGGCCUCCUUCUCCCGGUCUUCGGUGGCGGCGCAUGGGCGCGAGGCGGCGACCAUGGCGAAGAAGCUGCUGCGGAGCACGGGGAAGGCGGCCUGGAUCGCGGGGACCACCUUCCUCGUCCUCGUCGUCCCGCUCAUCAUCGAGAUGGACCGCGAGCAGCAGCUCAACGACCUCGAGCUCCAGCAGCAGGCGCUCCUCGGCGGGCCGCCACCGCCCGCGCCUCUCAAAUGAUCCAUCCGUCCAUCCUUAGCUUCUACUGCUGCCUACCUAUGUCGUCGUCGUCGUCGUCUUAGUCUUUUUCUUCUUUUCUUCUUCUCUUAGUGUACACUGCUGCUACUAGUGUUUUUGCCUGUCUAGUCGGACAAAUCAAAACUUUCUUGUUUUCAUCAUCGAUCUAUGCUAUGCUGCUCUGAUGAGAUGUCGCUUUUUCUUUCCUGCUGCUACUUUAUUUUCACGCUCAUCUUAUCAUGCCGAAUAAAUCGAUCGGUUACUAUAUUUCA